AUGGCUAGCAACCAAAGCCACAUAUAUAAAACCCUCACAUUAUCAACAGAAGGCACCACACCGGUGACCAUUUUUGAGAAUACAUUCACGCAGACCAAAGUUUCCAUCAACUUCUACAUUCAGAUAGAACCCAAUCCAGAUUCCGCAGCUUUGGCCCAGCAAGUUCAAGCUCUUACAGCCACCAUUGAAGAACUCACCAAACAAAAUCAAGAAAUGAAGCUACGACUUCAACAGCCACCCGACGAGAUAUUGUGUAGUUCAUUUCCCACCACUCUCAAAGGAGCUGCAAGGGAAUGGUUCACAAAGUUGCCGACAUCGUCCGUUGACAACUUUGAGCAAUUGAGUAAUGCCUUCUUGCGUCACUUCAUAGGGGGGCAGUGUCCAAAGAGGCCAGCGGACCACUUACUCACCAUUAGACAGGGAGAGAAGGAAACCCUUAGGUCAUACGUGAAACGCUUUAGUCGGGAGACUCCAGAGGUAGACGAAGCUGAUGACAAUGUGCAGCUGACGACCUUCAAAGCGGGACUAAGAUCCAGAGAUCUCGUGGCUUCACUUGUGAAGAAUCCACCAAAGAUGAUGGCAGAGAUGCUCCUGAAAGCACAGAAGUACAUGAAUGUUGAAGAUGCUUUAACAGCCAUAAAGGAUGCAGAGAAGCCAGGAGACAAGGGAAAGAAGGAAGACGAGCGUAGGGAUCAAAAGAGGGAGCGCCCAGAUCAUCGGAACUAUGACGGGAAUAGAAGAAAGGAUGACAAAGGUCCUCAAACGGUAAAAUUUACUCCUCUAGUUAUGCCUGUUGACAAAAUUUUAACGCAGAUUAAGGACGAGCACUAUCUCAAAUGGCCGAGACCAUUACACUCAUCCCCUAACGUCCGUGAUAAGAACAAGUACUGCCGAUUCCAUAAGGAUCACGACCACAACACAGAAGAUUGUAGGGACCUAAAGGAGCAAAUAGAGGAGUUGAUAUGGAAAGGGAAAUUACAGAAAUAUGUGAAGAAGGGGGAAUAUAGUAAGUUCAGGGACGGCAAUAAGAGCCAGCAUAAGUCCUCUUCCAGGAGUGACGACCGCCCGUCCCAACCUUCACAGGAUGUGAUCGGGGAGAUAAAGACGAUUACAGGAGUGCCCUUUUCAGGAGGAUCAUUUAAAUCCGUCAAGAAAGCGUACCAGUGGUAG
Messenger RNA from Quercus lobata, 1170 nucleotides. RefSeq lists its product as uncharacterized. NCBI's taxonomy places the organism in Eukaryota, Viridiplantae, Streptophyta, Magnoliopsida, Fagales, Fagaceae. The coding region runs from base 1 to 1170 and encodes 389 amino acids. The transcript is spliced from 4 exons. The record is from RefSeq and is a predicted model, not a curated record.